AUGGCGUCCCUCUUCAUCGGCAUAUACCGGGCCUUGUAUGAUUAUACGGCCCGAGACGAGCUCGAGUUAUCUAUUCAGGAAAAUGACUUGUUGUAUCUUUUGGAGAAAUCGGACAUCGACGAAUGGUGGACCGUGAAAAAGCGCCUUCCCUUGGAAGCUGGCGCCGAUGUCGAAGAGCCCUCGGGAAUUGUGCCUUCCAACUACAUUGGGCCCGCCGAAAUCAUCCAUACUGCCCACGCUUUGUAUGACUAUGAUAAACAGACGCAGGAGGAACUUUCGUUUGCUGAAGGUGCAAAGUUCAAUGUGUACGAUACCUCUGAUCCGGACUGGCUGCUUGUAGGUUUAGCAGAUGGCUCGCAGUAUGGUUAUGUUCCUGGUAAUUACAUUGAGAGAGACUCCGCCAGUGGUGCCCCAGCUGCGGCUCAGGUUCCAGCAGCUUCGGCUGCAACUGCGGCCAUUACCAUGCAGCCAAUUUCUGCAUUUGCUGCUCCUCCACAGCAUAAAUCGCGUGCUGUCAGCGAGGAGCCCAAGCCAGCUCCCAGCCAAGAGGAGGCCCUUGAUGUAGAUGGCGACACGCCACGUAGAAAUCUUCCACCAACGAGCAACGCUCAUGACGAAUCUGAUGAAGAAGAGGCUCCUCCUCCUAUGCCUGCUAGACCCAACGAGCCCAAAGCUGCUGCAAGACCAGACCCUCCAAAGACAGCUUCUGCUUUGGAGCCAGAGCACCGCGUGGAUGACGAUUAUUUCCGCUGGUUUAUUUCAGAGCUGCAUCGCGACAAGAAAACACCUGUGGAAUUGGCUGUCAGCAGCCGUGAGAUCAUAUUCAAGCGUGACAAAGACACUAAGUUGAAGCGCGGCGAGGAACAAGAGUACAGCUGGCCCAUCGGUCGUUUGACAAACUACAAUCAUGAGAAAAAACAUCUUUUCUUAGACUUCGAGAAUCCUACAAAGUCUUUGCACUUGUAUACGGGUGACAAACUUGUCUCCGAAGCGAUCAUUUCUAUUUUGGGCGAGUUUAAAGGUGCUUACGAAGCUGCCGGUCUCAGAGAAGUGGCCCGCGCUGCCAGUCUGAGAGCGCCAAAAAACAAGACAAAUGGUACCAUUCUCUACCGUUUCAAGGCUCAGGGUUCAAAUGAAUUGCUGGCCAAAGAAGGUGACAAGGUGGUGGUGCACGAUGCUAACGACAAUAAAGACUGGUGGUUAUGCGAAAACUUGUCGAGCAAAAAGAAGGGCUAUAUUCCUGCGAGCUACGUCGAACUUGAAACGUCUAAGAAACUGCGUCUGUUCCGUGAAAGAUCUGACCGUGACAAGAUUAGAGAAAAUGACCGCGUAAAAAGAGGUAAGCAAAAGCAUGCAGAGAGCGAGGAAAAUAUGCCCAAUUUUCACCGAGUCAGAACCUGGAUCGAUGCUUCCGGCACUUUCAAGGUCGAGGCCGAAUUGUUGGGAUUCAAAGAAGGAAAGAUCCACUUGCACAAGACAAAUGGUGUCAAAAUUGCCGUUGCCGCAGCAAAAUUGUCCAUGGAGGACUUGGAGUAUGUUGAAAAGGUGUCUGAGGUUUCUUUGCAAGACUACAAGGACGAGGUGGCUAGACAAAUGGCCAAGAAAGCUAAAAGACAGACAUCCUCUUCUAACGCACCUGCUCCUUCGGUUCCAUCGAAAGAUUCCAAUGAUAGAACGGGUGUUGUUAAGAACAAAUCCGCUACCGCGCUCAUCAAUGACAUGUCACCAUCUAAGGACUCUACCCCUACUCGAUCCUCAGCAACUAUUCCUCAAACUGAACCAGAUUACGACUGGUUUGAAUUUUUCCUUAACUGCGGUGUCGAUAUCGGAAAUUGUCAACGUUAUUCCGUAGUCUUUGGCAAGGAGCAAAUGGAUGAAAGUAUCUUGGAAGACAUCACUCCAACAUUGUUGCGUUCUCUUGGUUUGAGAGAGGGUGAUAUUCUCAGAGUCACGAAGCAUUUGGAUGAAAAGUUUGAUAGAAAGAAGACCGAGGUCGUGGACUCUUCCCACAGUGGAAGCGGGUUGUUUACUGGACCUGCUGGAGAGUUGAAAAACAACAGUACCGUGGAAACAACGAAAGUCAACGCAAGCGCAUUGCCUUCCAGUACUAUCAAAUCAACACCAGAGCAAAGCAAGAUCGAGGACGAUGCAUGGGCUGUUAAACCUGCUGCGAGAUCCAGCGAAGAUCUUUCCAAACCAGUGGCACGUCCACAAUACACUGGGUCGCUUCACGAUCUCAUUGACAUUAAGCCAUUGGAAGCCAACAAAGAUCUUACGACUCCUCAGAGACCAGCUCCAACAAAUUCAACAGCUCCAUCUUUGCAACCUUUAGAGCCAACAAAGACCGCACCAUCUUUGCCACAAACACCACAAACACCUCAAGCACCCCAGGUUGGUACACAAAAGACCGGUCAGUCUGCUCCUCAGCAACCAUUGAUGGUGAUGAGGACCGGAGGUCUAGUCCCUGUGAAUGGCGCCGGUUUGAUUCCUGUCCAACCAACGGGAUUUAUGCCAAUUGGUGCGCAGCCAACUGGAUUUGUGCCAAUUCAAGCAACAGGUGGUUUGAUCCCCCAAGGAACCUCUUUCGGUAUUAUUCCUUUACAAACUGGUGCUACAACAUUUACAGCCCAAAAGACUGGCCCUCCUAUUCCAUCAAUCCCUCCUCCCACUACAUUUGGUCAAAGUUUCCAACCUACAGGCACUUUUGUACCUUUGCAAACAGGUAACAUCACUGGCGUGUCUAUGUACCCCCAAACUACAUUUGGACAACCUCCUGCUCAACCGAUGGCGUCGUUCGUACCAUUACAGGCGACUGGUGUGAGCUCUGCGCCCCCAAUGAUGCCCGCUACCACAUUUGGCCAGGUGCCAAUUGGUGGUCAAGCGACUGGAGGUGCUAUGCCGGCCAUGGGAAGCCAAGUGACAGGUCAGAUUCUUAGCAAUGCAUUCGUUCCACAAUCCACCUUUGGAAAGCAAAUCACCGGAGGAUUUAUGGGUGCUAACAGGACUGGCGGUGCUCAAAUGCCACCUCAAACCUCAUUUUCUGCUCAGUUGACUGGAGGUAUCCCUCCUAUGCAAACCACAUUCACCAACCAAGCAACUGGCCAAUCGAUGCCAUCUAUGCCAACUUUUGGAAGCGGACCUGACCAGGCGCAGUCACUGGGAAUGGCACAAAUGACAAAUAUGUUCCAGAGCACAUCUCUCGGCAAUAACUUUGGCCAACAACAGCAAGGACAACAAGCUUUUGGCCAACAACAAAUGCCUCAAGCUACAUUUGGUCAACAGCCCACUCAAUCGUUUGGCCAGCAAAUGCAGCCACAGAGCUACGGACAGGCAACAUUUGGACAACAACAGCCUUCACAACCACAGUUUGGUCAACCUCAAUUCGGACAGCCGCAAUUUGGCCAGCCUCAAUUCGGCCAACCCCAAUUCGGCGAAUCGCAGUUUGGUCAGCCAAAUGCUGGACAACCUUGGCAACAACCCAUGGCACAAAACAGUGUCCCAACAACUUCAUUUGGUCAGCCAGCAGUGCAGCCCACUUCAUUUGGACAAACUCCUGCCUUUGACGGAUUCCAGAACACUCCUUUGCAAUCACAACCUACCGGACUUGGGUUUGGAAAUGCACCGGGCUUGCAAAGUCAGCAAACUGGGAGAAGAGCAAACUUGCAGUCAGCCACGGCCGAUAAUCCCUUUGGAUUCUAG
This is a messenger RNA of Australozyma saopauloensis, 3699 nucleotides long. RefSeq names its product cytoskeletal protein-binding protein (gene SLA1). Gene Ontology annotation, biological process: actin cortical patch assembly. The coding region runs from base 1 to 3699 and encodes 1232 amino acids. Gene Ontology annotation, molecular function: identical protein binding; cytoskeletal protein binding; protein-macromolecule adaptor activity. Gene Ontology annotation, cellular component: nucleus. The record is from RefSeq and is a predicted model, not a curated record. The transcript has a single exon. Lineage: Eukaryota; Fungi; Ascomycota; Pichiomycetes; Serinales; Metschnikowiaceae.